This is a messenger RNA of Danaus chrysippus (African queen), 615 nucleotides long. Lineage: Eukaryota; Metazoa; Arthropoda; Insecta; Lepidoptera; Nymphalidae. The record is from the annotation of a GenBank genome assembly.
AUGGCGCCACUCUCACUGGAAGAAAUUAAAUAUAAUAUGGGCAUCCCUGAAUCUAUCAUGUAUGAAGGCGCUUCGUACAAUGAUUUAGUAAUAGAAGCCAUAUUAAUAUGUUCAUGUAUUAACAAUGUGAUCGUUUGUCAACAGUGCAUAGCCCUUGCCUUGGUGGCGUGUGUGAGCGCUGAAGCUCCACUUGGAUAUAACUACAACCGUCCAUCAGGAGGACACUCUGGAGGGAUCAGUGGCGGCGGCGGCGGAUACCGCGCGGUUUCUUCAGGCUACCAGACAUCUGAAGGCCAAAACGUAGACGCUCAGCUCCUUGAACAAAUCCGUCAGAUCCUCCUCAAAGAAGAGUCUUCAUCUGGCUCAGGUGCCAGCGCUCCAUCAUCAUCAUACGGCGCCCCGUCCUCCUCGUACGGUCCUCCUUCCUCCAGCUAUGGUGUCCCAAGCCACGGUGGCCGCGUCAUCGGCAUCAACCUCGAAGGAGUCCGUCAAGCUAUCCAAGUAGCUCAAUAUGAACAGAGCGGUGGUUACAGCGGUGGUGGCGGAUACCCCUCCGGUCCCUCUUCCUCCUACGGCGCCCCGUCCGUCCCUUCAGGCAGCUACGGCGCCCCCUAA